Molecule: messenger RNA, 4769 nt
Organism: Mus caroli (Ryukyu mouse)
Lineage: Eukaryota; Metazoa; Chordata; Mammalia; Rodentia; Muridae
Source: RefSeq, a predicted model, not a curated record
AGUCUUAGAGCACCAGCUGAGCAAUGCACAGAGCAGUCCUGUAACCGACUUACAUCAUCUUCAGCAUGAAGACAGCCACGGUGCCAAUGCUUCUGACCCUGGCAUUUUAUCUCACACAAGAUGCUGCUGGUGAGAAAGUAAAUCAGGACCCAUGCAUAAAAUUUCAAGCACAGAUGAAAAAUGGUACACUAUCGUGUCCCAAAGGCAACAAUUCUUCUCAAAGUCUCAAUGACAUCAUUUCCCAAAGUGAAUGCAUCUUGUGCAAAAGAGCACUAGAACAAGGAGCAUCUACCAAGAUCAUGAAUGUGAGGGUUUUGUCAAGAGCCAACAGGGCCACUGCCCCAGCAAAGUUGAACUGUGAGAGUUUCAAACAAAGAAGAAAAGAUGGGGAUUUCAUCUGUCCAUCUGACACUUCUGCAGUUUGUGGCACAGAUGGGAAAACAUACCGCAGCAGAUGUGAACUGUGUGCUGAGAAUGCGAAAAGCCAGAACCAUGUUGACAUAAAGAGUGAAGGUGAAUGUGGCAGCAGCCAUCUAGAGACGGAUAUGUGCAGUGAUUUUCGAGCCUAUGUGCAAGACGGAAGACUUGGAUGUACACGGGAAAAUGAUCCAAUCCUUGGUCCUGAUGGGAGGACACAUGGCAAUAGGUGUGCCAUGUGUGCUGAGCUCUUUUUAAAAGAAGCUAAAGAAAAUGCCACACGUAACAGAGAGAGCAGAAUUCGGAGAGAUGCCGAGAAGGAACUUUGCAAGGAAUUUGAAAACCAAGUGAGGAGCGGAAGACUCUUCUGUACCCGGGAAAGCGACCCAAUCCGUGGCCCCGAUGGCAAGAUGCAUGGGAACAAGUGUGCCCUCUGUGCUGAGAUAUUCAUGAGGCAGUUUACAGAAGAAAAAGGUAAAGCAGAGAAAAACCAGAAAGAUGCUGAAGAAAGGGCUAAAGCUAAAAUGGAAAUUCAGAAACGAUGUAGUGAAUUCCAGGAUCGUGCAAGGAAUGGAACACUGUUCUGUACCAGAGAAAAUGAUCCUAUUCGUGGUUUGGAUGGAAAAACACAUGGCAACUUGUGUUCCAUGUGCCAGGCUUUCUUCAAAACAGAAGCUGAAGAAAAGAAGGCUGAAGCUGGAAACAGAAACAGAAGAGGGUCUGAAGAGUCAGAAACAUAUGCAAAGCUAUGUGAUGGAUAUCGCAAGGCCAGGAAGAAUGGACAACUAUAUUGCACCCGAGAGAAUGCCCCAAUCAGGGGCCCUGAUGGGAAAAUCCAUGGCAACACAUGCUCCAUGUGUCAGGCUUUCUUUAUUCAAGAAGACAAAGCAAGAGCAAAGGUUAAAAGAGAAGCUGCAAAGGAAAUGUGCAGUGAGUUCCGGAGCCAAGCAAGAAAUGGAAUGCUCAUGUGCACCAGAGAAAAUGACCCUGUUGUUGGGCCAGAUGGAAAAACACAUUCAAACAAGUGUGCAAUGUGUGCGAGUGUAUUCCUACUAGAAGAGGAAGAGAAGAAAAAAGGUGAUAAAAUGGAGAAGGUUGAGACUGGAAAGGCGAAGAGAGAAGCUAUACAGGAGCUCUGUAGUAAAUACCGUACCCAGCUCAGAAAUGGGCCACUCCGCUGCACCAGAAGGAAUAACCCCAUUCAGGGCCUGGAUGGGAAGAUGUAUAAAAAUGUCUGUUCCAUGUGUUGGGCCUUCUUCCAGCAAGAAGCCAAGAAAAGUGGUGCUGGUUUCAGACCAAAGGUUAAAAGAGACGUUAAGGUUGACUGCAGUGAAUAUCUGGCUCUUUCAAAACGUGGAGAAAUUUUCUGCACACGAGAAAAUGACCCUGUGCGUGGCCCAGAUGGCAAAACCCAUGGCAACAAGUGUGCCAUGUGCAAGGCCGUCUUCAAGAAAGAAAAUGAAGAAAGAAAGAGGAAAGAAGGGGAAAACCAGAGAAUCACCUCAGGGGAGGGUUCCAGUGGUGGGAACCCGAAGGCUAAGGAUGAAUGUGCUCAGUAUCGGGAAAGCAUGAAACAUGGACAACUCAGCUGUACGCGGGAGAGUGACCCUGUACGUGGUGCCGAUGGGGAACACUACAACAAUAAAUGUGUCAUGUGUAAAGAACUACUGCAGAAAGAAAUGGGAGAAACAAAUAAAAAUUAUGCUUCAAGAUCGAAUGGAACUGGAUCAGCAACAGGAAAGGAUGUAUGUGAUCAGUUUAGAAGCCAAAUGAAAAACGGGAAACUCCUCUGCACUCGGGAAAGUGACCCUACCCGGGGUCCGGAUGGCGCAAUGCAUGGGAACAAGUGUGCCAUGUGUAAAGAGAGACUGGAAAAAGAAGCUGCUGAAAAGAAAAAGAAAGAGGAUGAAGAGAAGAGAAACACUGAAACAAACAAGAGCGAUAAGGAGGAUAAAUGCCAUGAAUACCGGAGCAUGCAGCUAGAUGGAAGGCUGAUCUGCACCAGAGAAAAUGAUCCCGUUCGAGACGCAGAUGGCAAGAUGCAUGUUAACAAGUGUGCUAUGUGUCAGAUGAUGUUUGAGCGUGAAGCUAGUGAAAGAAAAAUGAGAGAAGAAAACUCACGCUCCCAGCCCACAAAUGAGGCAAAGGACCAGUGUGGAGAAGUUCAUAACUCAGUAGAGGAUGCCAAACCGAGGCCAGCCAGGAGUUCUUUGCCCUCCAUCCGUGGGAUCAGUAAAGAUGAGUGCAGUAAGUUUCAAAAUCUCAUGAAGAAUGGAAAACUUACCUGUCCAGAAACAGAUGACCCGGUGCGUGGUGCUGAUGGAACCUUUUAUCAGAACACGUGCCACAUGUGCAGAGAUGUCCUUGAAAAAGAAGCUAUGAAAAGGUCUGGGCUUCAAGAAAAGUCAUCAGACAUUAGGUCUACUAAAGAAGGUGAUCCAGAAAUUUCCAGCUCCUCUAUGGACUCUGACAUGUGCAAAAACUACCGAAUAUUACCCAGAAUGGGUUAUCUUUGCCCAAAGAAUCUAAACCCUGUCUGUGGUGAUGAUGGCCAAACAUACUCCAACCCUUGUAUGCUCUGUCAUGAAAACCUGAUGCGUCAGACUAGUACACGCAUACAUAAACAAGGGGAAUGUGAGGAAAGCAGCAACCUGAAAACAGUAUCUACUGGCACACCUACAUCUGAAAAAAUGAUGCAAUGAUUGGUGAAAUCACAGAGAAAAAAGAUAAGCCUCGAUUCUGAACUGCCUGCCUUCACCAUCUGUGUAUAUAAAGAAUUCUUCAAACUCAUCUUUUUACUAUAGAAAAUAAUGCAGAGCUGUUGGUAUUGGACUCACUGGUUUUCAGUCUUUCCAUCUCUUUCCUUCUAGACUCAGUGAUCUGAGGAUGUGGAGAAGUCUCCACUCAGUCUAUGCUCUGGAAAUCUGAUCACAAUGUUGUCUAUCCAGCUGCCUGUUUAAUAAAAGUAGAAACUCAGCAGAACAUCCUUUUGGGGAUUUGUUUAUGACCGCUAGAUAAUAGAAAUAUAUUUCAAUAGUAGCUGAAUAUAUGGUGCCCUUUGUCUUGAUAAACACAGUGGUAGACAAGUUGCUGCCAUCGUUGAAGAAGUGGGGCAAGAUGGACUCUUAGGCAGCCAAUACAUGUAUGAAGCUACCUGUUAACAUGUCAGACCCCUACCUAGUGUCUGUAUUUCCAUAAAUACCAUACCUCAAUUAUAUAAGUUUUAUAGUUGACAACAUCCAUUACUUUCUCAUAACUAAUUAUUUACCUCUUUAUAAUUUUUUGCUUAAUUUUUGAGAUUAUACCAUAGCUUUUCCAUGCUAGAGUGUGGGAAAGACUAAAGAGAUGAAUCUACAAAUAUAUGUAAAUCUCAAGAAUGGCAAUCUCCAACAUAAAUGUUGUAUGAGUCAUAUAUGUGUAUGUAUGUAUGUGUAUAUGUAUAUGUAUAUAUAUAUAUAUACAUAUAUACAUAUAAUUUUAAUUUUGAGUAGUUAGAAAAACAACUAGGUAAAACUAAUUCUAAUUGUUACCUAGUACUAUAUAUCACUUACUAAGUCAACUAAUAUAAAUGUUUUAUUUAAUAAAUCUUUGAUUUUGAUGUGUAUUUUCCACUAUUAGUACCUCUAAUUUGGACCAUUCUUCUUUCAAGUGUUCAUUGGCCCCAUGAAGCUGGAGGUGGCUGUAGUGGAUAAUGUAACUAUACCAUGGGAUAACAGAUGGAAAAUCUGAGAAGGAUACAUGUACUAGAUAGGGAUGACAUGAAACAAAACUUGUGGCUUCAGGAUCUCUGCUGAACUCUGCUACUCUCAGAGUUUAGUUGCUGGUGUUCUGUGGUAGUGGUAGUGGUAGAUACCAGAUUUACACGGAAAGCACAGAGAAUCUUACAUAUAUUACAUAGUCACUCUCAGCUACAGAAAAAAAUGUUCACAGUGGGACUGACCCAUUUGGAUCUAGGAAGUUAAUUUUGUAUUUUCUCUCUGCUCUUUUGUUUUUAUAAAUAAAUAUCCACUAAGCCAAAGAGAGGACUUUAUGGUUGUUGUCCUUUGUAACUGAAAAAAAUUAGUCAUUCUUUAUGCUAUAUUUUUCUGUGUCAUCAAGAACGAAGACUGGAUUAUCAAUAACCAUUUGUCAAGCAUGGUUGAGCUAUGUUCCUGAUAAUUCUGCUGUGAACAGGAUGAAUUCAGAGAUUAUCUGAAGCUGUCUUCUUCAUGCUCAUAUGUAGGAAAUAUAGAAAUUCUCUUUCGUGAGCUUUUGAGAAAUAUGUUUGUCAUGUCAUUUUUAAUAUUUUGUUGAUGUCUAAUCAAGAAAACCUUUAUAUUUCAUAUUAAAUACAAUAUGCAUAAAAUUCCUUG